This is a messenger RNA of Rosa chinensis, 4489 nucleotides long. RefSeq names its product calmodulin binding protein PICBP. Gene Ontology annotation, molecular function: calmodulin binding. The coding region runs from base 383 to 4294 and encodes 1303 amino acids. Lineage: Eukaryota; Viridiplantae; Streptophyta; Magnoliopsida; Rosales; Rosaceae. The record is from RefSeq and is a predicted model, not a curated record. The transcript has 3 exons.
UACAGGUACCAUUCAAGUUCAAGAUCUGGGCAAUCUUUUCAUUUAUUGAAAUGAGAUUUAAAGGCUAUAAAAGUGCUGAAUUAUUAAAGUGCUGGUCCUUCCAACCAAGGACUUUGAAUUUGAUGCGUCAAUUCUCUUUAUCACAAGCAAGAGAAUAAAUAUAUAGUCAAGUCAUGAUGGCCAGGUCAAUCUUCUCUGUUUGUGUCUGUGUGCGAGUCAGAGGUUUCUGAUCUCAGCUCAUAUUCAAAGACGAGAAGGCACUUUAGACCUCAAGAUUUUAAUAUCACGUUUGAAGCAAAAGGCCAACUGCUGUUAGCCAAAACACUAAAUCUCAGAAAACCCAAAACUCUGUUUGCUUCCAAAAUCCUUAGAAAUCAAGACAAUGACUUCUAAGGAGGAGCUUGAAGUUGGGGAGGCAGGUGAAUCAGAUGAUAGCCAAAUGCCGGAGCAGUUUCCGAUGACGGCUACUGAAUCAUAUGUUCUCCAGAACCAGAAUGGCAGAAGCAGCCGAGGAGAACCAGAGCUGCAGAAGAAGCUGAACAAGUUGAGAUCAAUCAAGCUCGGAAAAUCGCCUUCGAGAAAAAGAUCUAAGCGCAGAUCGAAUGAUGCAACUGCAGAUGAUCCACAGAGUUCGGCUAGAGUAUUGGUAAGGAGGUCUAGUUUUAAGCCUGUAAACAAUUUAACAAGAAUGUCAAGCGUAAAAUUCAAGAACCCUUUGGUGAGGAAGAGCUCCGGAGGAGCCCAACUGAAUCACCUGAACAAGUACAGAUCAUCAUCAUCAUCACCAAACUUUUUGAAGGAGACCUGCUGCUCCAUUGAGAAAAGGACGCAGUUUCAGGGUAGUCCCCGCUUUUCUUCGGAAUCAAGUUAUUGCAGCACUAGUAAUUCAACGCCAAACUCUGCUCACAAGUCAGCAAGACUGUCCAGAACAAAAUCCAAGACUCGUGUGCUUCGGAACAGGUCUGGAAUGUCUGAAUCUCCAGACUUGGGGGUGCAAAGAGCUACAUGCUCUUCGGCUCUCAAGCAUUCCAAGUCCCCUCCUGAGGUGAAGGAUCUUCAUGCAGAAGGAAGUGAAUCUGAAGGAGCUUCAGCCACCAUGCCUUGUCCAUUCACUUAUUGUUCUCUUCAUGGUCAUCGCCACGCCACUGUACCUCCACUCAAGAGCCUCAUUUCGAUAAGGAGGCGCUUGUUGAAGACUCAGAAUGGACUGAAACAGACAACUCGAUCCCCACGUAGAGCGAAAAAGUCUGGCAAAAUUAAGGAAGAUGAGAUGAAUCAAAUGGUCAGCAUUGGAGACGACGAAGUUCAUGGAACAACUUCUGUUUUGGUGGAAAAAUUGGGCCCAGAAGAGCUUUUACAAGUCCUUGAUGAAACUUGCAGCAAAGAUAAAGACAACUAUGAUCUUUCCAACGUUUCCAAGAAGCUGUUUGGUGAAGCUUCGGAGGAGAGUGUGCAAGAAACAAGUGAUCUUGCCACAGUAGAACAACAUGCUUUGGUGUCACCCCCAUCACUUGGUGAUUUAUGUCCAGAAGGUUGUUGCAUCGGAACAGCUUCCGAAGUCACCAAUACAGACAUAAAAGAAGAGAAAUGUCUAGCAUCUUGUCACAAUGAAGGUGUUGAUAUCACUUGCACUGAUAAAUUGAACAGCAGCAGUCCUAAAUCAAUUCCAGAAGAUGUGGAAUCUGUUGUUUGCACUACUGUCAAACUCCCUGAUGAAGUUGUGGAAUCAACAAGUGACAAUGAAAGCCAUGAAAACAAUUGUGCUUCUGGUUGUGAGCCACCAGAGGAACAAACAGCCAUUGAGCAAAAAUAUGGAAGUUUGGUGACAGACAAAAGUGGUAGUGUGGAGUUGGACAAAAAUGAAGGUGCGGAGUGUGGUAUGCAGGCGAAAAAUCACAAGUAUAUUACUAUGUGGAAGUUGAUGUACAAACAUGCAGUGAAGGGUAACACAGCAGAUGUUGGAAACCCUCUCCCUCUUCAUGGAGAUCCAGUAGAAGGUACCACUGGCGUGCUUGAAACUGACAAUUCAUCAUUUCCUGAAACAGAUGAGCAUACAGCUUCGACAAAUCACAGUGCAGGAGACCAAGAACUUGAGCUCUGUCAGCAAAAUGCCAUUGACCUAGUCCAGGAUGCAUUUGAUAAAAUUCUUCUCCCAGAAGUUCAGGACAGCUCAUAUGAUGAUCAAUCAGUUACUAGUGACAUAAACUCAGACCAGGAAGGAUUGCAGCUGAGGAAGGAUGAAGGAGGGAAGCAUAGAACCUUAACUUCUGGUGAUUCUUCAGAGGACAGAAUGGUACAGAAUCCAGAAGAAACACAGUCGGAAGCUGAAAACAGCAAUGCUCCCAAAGAGAAAGUAGUGGAAGACAAGUUGGAACAGAACACGCCCAAGCGCUGGAGCAGUCUGAAAAAGUUUAUUCUUCUCAAGAGAUUUGUCAAGGCAAUUGAAAAGGUGAGGAACCUCAGUUACCGGAAGCCACAUUACCUACCCUUGGAUCCUGACCCAGAGGCAGAAAAAAUUAAUCUACGGCGGCAGGAAAUUGAUGACAAAAAGAGUGCUGAUGAAUGGAUGCUUGAUUACGCACUUCAAAAGGUGAUAUCUAAGCUACCUCCAUCUCAACAAAGAAGAGUGGCAUUACUUGUAGAAGCUUUUGAAACAGUUCUCCCUUUCCCUGAUAUUAGAACUGACCAGAGGUCCAAAUCAAUAGAUUCGACUGCAGCAGAUCUUCAAGCCUGCAAUGGCUUGCCAGUUCAAAAUGCUGAUGAAACUGGUAAAGAGAGUGAUUCUGGAACUUCUGCCAAAAUCUUGUUUGGGAGUAUGUCAUGUCCUGAAGAAAAUUUAAGUAAGUGUACAGAUAAGUUCAUUGAUGUUAAAAUGGAUCAACAGCGAAGUCCAGUUAAAUCUCUUAUGCUCAAUGAAUCAAGUGCAGGAGACUGUUCCACUAAAACAGAAGUCGAUAUACCUGCUUUUGGAGCCACGGAUGAGGACCAGCAGGGGACACAUGUUUAUAUCAAGAAUGGUGAUGGGGAGGAGACAGUCUUUUCCAUUGACCAUACAGAGUUUCCCAAUGUUUCUUCAUCAGAAAGUAAAGAUCCCCAGUUCUGUAAAGGAACCUCUUUGAAGCAAGAGGAAGAUGGUAGCACCAGUUAUGAAGUUCUCGAAAACGAAAAAGUGCAAGAGACCCCAACAGAACAUACUUCACAUAUUUCUGUCAGUAGUUUGGAUCGUGGAAAUAUGAAUUCCGAUGUGGAAAGCAGCAAUGGUGCAGAAUCAGAUUUGUGUGAGAAAACGGGGGUCUCUUUAGCUCCCAUAAGGUACCCUGAGGUGCCAAUGGUAGCAACAGAAGGAUCAAAUGGAGGAGGAACCAGUGCAAAAUCUGGAUUCUUUCAAGGAUCCUCUCCACCUGAAGAGUCUCAUUCGGAGAGCAAUGCUGAUGUAACGCAUGUCACUCAGUUGGAAAAACAGAACUACACAAGGCUAUGGUACUUUGUAUAUAAGCACAUGGUAUCAAGCAUUGCUGAAAAAGAUGGAGAUGAAGCACAUGAUGGUGCAGAUGAGGAACAAGGAAUUGACACCAACACAUUGCCUCGAGCAGAGGUGGAUCGAGAGCUGAGCUUGACAAAUCAGCAUGCAGACAACAAAAAGAAUGAACUCCGCCGUAUUGAAACUGUCAAAAUGGUGGAGAAAGCAAUUGAUGAAAUACUUCUUCCAGAAAACCAGGAUGAAUCAGAAGACGAUCAAUCAAACAACAGAGACUUAAUUUCAGACCAGGAACCACCAGAAAAUAAAGUUGGCAUAGAAGGAAAAUCUUUCGCAACUUUUUCCUACUUUGCCAAAGAUAGCUUCAGAGAGUCCAAAAAGAAAGCAGGGGAAGAUCCAAAACAAAUAUUGCUCAAAUCUGAUAAUGCUGUCAUUGAGGAUGUAGAGAAGGAAGUGCUGAUGGUAGAAGAGAAACCUAAACAGAAAAUGUCAAAGAACUGGAGAAAUCUGAAGAAAAUGAUUCUGCUUAAUAGGUUUAUCAAGGCAUUAGAGAAAGGAAAGAAGUCCAACCCACGAGGGCCAAAAUAUCUGCUCUUGGAGCCUGACCCCGAAACAGAAAAAGUUAAUCUAAAGCAUCAAAACAUGGAUGAGAGGAAGAAUGCUGAGGAGUGGAUGCUUGAUUAUGCACUUCAAAAGGCUGUUGCUAAAUUAACUCCAGCUCGGAAUAGAAAAGUAGCACUGCUUGUUGAGGCUUUUGAAACAGUUAUUCCAAAUAAUGGAAUCCCAAACCCGUUCAAGCCAGAAGUCAUUUGCUAAGGUAUAACAAACUUGAGGAGGCUAUUUGGUUGGAGAAACCUCAGUUGAAUUGCUAAGCUAUUGUUUAUAUCAUUCGAAUGGCAGAAGUAUAGGGUAUUAUAUAAGUCUAUCUUAUAAGGAAGUAUUGAAGAUUGCAAACAAAAUUUGUUUCUUUGGUAUUUUGCCUAAUGCCCUAGAUUUUGUAUUUGCUUCUUC